This is a messenger RNA of Klebsormidium nitens, 2221 nucleotides long. NCBI's taxonomy places the organism in Eukaryota, Viridiplantae, Streptophyta, Klebsormidiophyceae, Klebsormidiales, Klebsormidiaceae. The record is from the annotation of a GenBank genome assembly.
UACCUAGGAAGGAUUGCUGAGCCACUCAGGCUGGCAGUGGCACUACCUAAGGCUAUAUUGCUGAAGUGCGGGGGAGAAACGUCAACCGAAUUAAGACCAAGCGCCGUUGCCCGCGCACUCGUUAAUACGUGGAUGGUUUGACUUUGAGCAGAGGCAGCCUUGCUCAUUUGCACGCAGCAUCAGUUGCUUCAUUCUAGGUCGUCUUAGUUGCACCUGGUUGGAACAAUGACGAGAUUUGCAUGCUAGUUGUAUACGAAUCGGUCAAUCGGAAAGGUCAGUCUCAUUUUACUGCGGACUCUUGUCGCUGUAGAGACCACGGCAGGAUCAACCUUGAAAUGCAGAGUGCCGCCGCACUGGCCUUGGGCCGCGAGUACGUACUUCUGCGGCACUCGCGCUGUGGUCCUUCUGGUUCUCCUCUGAAAGCGCCGGAGGGCAGCCUAUCGCUGUGGCCCUGCAGCAGGCGUGGUGGCGCUGCGCUACAUGUGCCUUCAGCAGAGACGUGCCCUGGCGUGUGUUUAGCAGCGGCCAGACGGCACUGCCACCUUCCAGACCUCCAUGGACAGUCCAGGCAAACAGCGGGGCCAGGCUGCCAAGCUCGAAGAAGCUUGCAGCAAACGGCUCAGGUUUGUAUAGGUAGGCGAGGGCGGGCUCACAUUGAACGAUUGCAGGCACGCGAGUUGGGGACUGGUCGGCAGGGGCCGUCUGCGAGCACGUCCGCUGUGGCCGCGUUGGCGCAGGAGGGGCGCUCGAAGUCAGAGGGGGCGACAGAGGAAGCUGUACACCAGCUGGAGGACCAUGUGGUCGAAAGCAGGCCAUUGGAGGAGAAUGAGACGGGGCCAGUCAUCAUCCGGGUCAGAGAGUGCGCCGAUGGGAGCUUCAUCUUUGACUUUGGGGACGCUGCUGAGCGGCCGGAGCAGGAUCCGCUGGACGCCUUUGUGCGGGGUGCCCCCUCAGCGGAGGAGGCACCACCUGAGAGCAUCGCAGCCAGUACGGAGCUCCAGGCAAGCCAAGGAGUGGACGAAGCAGAGGAGGACUUGCCGGUCGAAGCAGAUGCAGCUCAAAGCAGUUUGACCGCCAGCAGCGAGGGCGGCAGUGUGGUUGAGUCGAGCGGCCCUUCGCUGCGGCUCAAUUCUGGUGGAUCAUCGCUGCCGCACCCAGCCAAGGUUGAGAAGGGCGGCGAGGACGCCUUCUUUUGUACCGAAAACGGGAAGUCAAGCUACGUAGGGGUCAGCGACGGAGUGGGGGGCUGGGCUACUCUAGGCAUCAAUGCGGGGCUGUACUCGCGGGAGUUGAUGUACCACUGCCAGCGGCUGGCGGGCGACGACAUCCUGCCGCGCAGCAUGCUCAUACGUGCACAUAAGAUGACCAAGGCCACCGGCUCCGCCACCGCGAUGGUGGCACGGCUUCGUGGAAAUCGGCUCCGCGUUGCCAACCUGGGGGACAGCGGCUUCCUGCUCGUGAGGGAUGGCCAGGUCGCUCUGGCGUCAACGCAGAUGCAGCACGCUUUCAAUUUUCCGUUUCAGAUUGGCAGCAAAGGCGGAGACGAUCCUGACGCAGCCAAGGACUACGAGGUCGAAGUCGAGCGGGGUGAUCUUCUUAUUCUCGGAACGGAUGGCCUCCACGAUAAUCUCUUCGAAAGGGAGAUUGCGGAAGCAGCCGCCAUCCUCAAGAGCAAGGGGGUCAGUCCACAGCUGGCGUCUCAGCAGAUUGCCGCAUUCGCUCAGCAACGGUCCGUGCUCAAGGGGGGGCUCUCACCGUUUGCUGUCCAAGCGGAUGCUGCGGGGUAUAAGCACCUGGGGGGCAAGCCAGAUGAUAUCACGGUCGUUGUGGCAUACAUCGAGUAGGGCAGGUACUGCGUAUGUACUCUCGAUGUACGUUAUUGGCGCGGAAGUGUGCAAGUCAUUAUUGAGGUUAACUUUUGCAGGUCAUUGGGACUGCUUUGUUCCGCAUUGCGAGCAACUAGGACUAGGCUUCUGCUUUCGAGGCAGAGAGGUGUAUGAAUAAAAAAAUCACUGCGUUUUUGGUUUCCCUGCUCAUCUCGAGUAAAGCAACUGAUGGUGCAAGAUUGCAGAUACUCUCGGGGCAGUACUAGAAUACAGUCAACCGAUGCCGUGCUGGCUGUGGAAUCACACCAAGAAACCAAUGCUGCUGCGCUUCUUUCCACCCGUACAUACCUAUCUAGAGCUUUAGUAACGGCCAAACACAUGAUAGAGGCCCCGGC